Molecule: messenger RNA, 3984 nt
Organism: Spodoptera litura
Lineage: Eukaryota; Metazoa; Arthropoda; Insecta; Lepidoptera; Noctuidae
Source: RefSeq, a predicted model, not a curated record
UGACAGCAGGAUUGUAAGAUCAAUAAUUUACACAAGACUCGAUUAAACUCUUGUUUUUAAUCAAAAGAAAUUGUGUGGGGCGUAUCAUAUCCUACAAAAUCACAGAGGAACACAAAACAGCAUAAUGGCGACAGAUCCGUGGAUAGUACAUCCGCACGAGCAUGCAAAGUUUGCGGAGCAUUUCCGUAACCUCGGGCCUGUGAAUGGACAUCUGACUGGAGAACAGGCCAAGAGGUUCAUGUUGCAGUCCCAGCUGCCUCCUCCCAUAUUGGGUCAGAUCUGGUCGCUAGCAGACACCAACGCUGAUGGAAAGCUAGAUCUGCGCGAGUUCUCCAUUGCUUGCAAGAUCAUCAACCUGAAACUCCACAAUAUUGAGAUACCGAAAGUAUUGCCGCCUUCUCUGCUCGCCUCCCUGAGCCCGACUGCAGCCACCCCAAAACCGGCCUUCGCAUCUCCGACCCCAGUCCCCGCCCCCAUCAGACCCCCUAUCCCCCCCAUGCCAACCAUACCCCAACAACCUUUAAUAUCUGGUUUACCAACCGCCCCACAAUCUAACCAAUCCCUAUUAGGCGACCUCGUAGGCCCACCCCUAACUCAACAACCGCCUCUAAUCCCACCACUAAACCCACCAAAACCAAAUGUACCAGAUUUAAUCUCAGGUCAACCCUUAGCUCAACCAUUGAUCUCGCAACCUCUAGUUAGCACUCAACCGCUUGUAAACCCGCCUUUGGCUCAACCUAUACUCCCGCCUCAACCAAUAAUCCCGCCUCAACCUAUACUCCCGCCUCAACCAAUGAUCCCCCCUCAACCAAUCAUUCCGACAAACAAUUUGAUUGGUCAAAAUCCGCCUUUGAUUCCAAAUCUAUCAAUGGAAUCUUCAUUUUCGAACUUAAAUCAGCCUUUGAUUCAACCGAUUGCACCUCAAAAUAAGGCAUUUUCCCCUCCUGAAGCACCUGUGACUGGUCAGUCGCCGUUAAUGUCUAAUGUGACUACGGUGACUACAGUGGGGUCUUUAGUCACCAGUCCGCCGUCUGGGGUCAAUAGCCUCGCGGGGGUCAUUCAACCUGUCACUUCGACGCCAUUGGCUGCGAUGAAAAGUGAUAGUAUGUCUAAGCCGGGUUCUCUAGUGACCAGUCCUACUGAGAUGCCGAUGGGUGUCAUGAGUCCCCCAGCGGCGGUGGAAUGGGGGAUUCCUCAACCGCAGAAGCUAAAAUACACGCAGCUGUUCAACGCUACAGACCGCGCCAAGACGGGCUCUGUAUCGGGCGCUCAAGCUCGCUCCAUAAUGCUACAGUCUAGACUCGCCCAGCAGGCACUGGCUCAGAUCUGGGCGCUAGCUGACCUGGAUUCUGACGGGAAAUUGGGUCCCGCUGAAAGAGAGCGCAAAGAACGCGAAGAAGCGGAGAAACGAGAGAAGUUGCGUCUAGAAGCUCAGAAGCGGGAGCAAGAAGAGUUGCUUCGGAAGCAAAAGGAAGAACAAGAAAAACGCGAGGCAGCUCGUAAAGAAAUGGAGCGGCAAUGUCAACUUGAGUGGGAGAAAAAACGAACGAGGGAACUAGAAGCGAUGCGCACAGAAGAACAAUCGAAAGUCUUAUCCCUGAAAGCCAAAAGCCAGAGUGUAUCAGCAGAAUUAAACUCAGUAGUACUACGCGCCAGUAACUUGGCCAAGGACAUCCGGGAGACGAGGACUAGUGUUGCAGCCGCCAAAUGUACUAUUGACGGCAUGAGGUCGGAUCGCGACUCAAGUAUGGCAGAGAUGCAACAACUCAAGGCUCGGGUGAAGGAACUCAAUGCCAAGCAGAUAGCUCUGAACAAGGAGAAGGCGGAACUCGAUGCUAAGGCCAAAGCAUCUGAGGGUGCAGGCGAAGACGGGAAGCUGAAUAUGAUGGAGAUCACUCUCAAACAACUGAGGGAUAAGGUCGAAGCAGCAAAAGCUCUAGUGGAAAGCAAGAAGCAAGACCUGGAAACCAAUAAGGCCCAGCUGUCAGAGCUUAACAAUACAGUUACUGAGCUGGGGGAGAAGUGCGCGCGAGUGUGGAAGCUGUAUGAAGAGAGACGAGAAGAGUAUCUCAGUAGGAGCUCGGCCCCGGCUGAGAGUGCUUGGAACGCAGAAGCGGACUGGGGUACGACAGCGAACGAUGCGUGGGGCGAGGAACCUGCCUCGGACAACGCCUGGGGAGAUGCACCAGCCACUACUGCUAUAGAACCGGUGCCUUCGUCGACUGCUCCUAGAUGGCGCUGCGUGUACGAGUUUACAGCACGCACUGCUGAUGAACUCAGUCUACAGCCCGGCGACCUGGUCAGCGAUGCUCAACCACCUCGCGGUGAUGCCGAGCCUGGAUGGAGAUGGGGAACAGCUCGAGGUCAAUCAGGAUGGUUCCCCGAGUCUUACGUCGAAGAUAUCAAUGCUCCUGCGUCGUACAGCGAGGUCGUUGAACCCAUGGAGACGAAGACUCAGUUGGAAGGCAUUGCUGAGGUGCCUGAAGCUGAAAUGGCGAACGAUCUCGGUGGAGCCAUGCCCGUAGUCCAAGGCGGUGAUUUCUACAUAGCUGCCUAUCCGUAUACGUCAGCUGAACCAGGCGAUCUUACCUUCGAAGCUGGAGAGAGGAUCGAGGUCAUACGGAGGGACGGGGACUGGUGGACUGGGAGGAUCGGUAUCAGAACGGGCAUCUUCCCCUCAAACUACGUGACCAAAGACACGACCACGACGGUUGACGUCAUAGCUUCCAUCCCCGAGGCCGAGGAGAUUGUUGACGGACAGACUGACGUCGCUCCAGCACUGCCACAACAAAACGCUGCGCCGUACUCUCCACCUGUACAGGAACAAAAAUCGUCCACCCCGAUAUCCUCCGAAGUGGCCUCUAUAACGGAGGGCGGAGGGUCUGCAGCGGGGGGCGCGCGCCCGGCCUCCGCCGCCCGCCGGGACUCCGGCCGGGACUCCGUCACGGGCAGGCGGAAGAACGAGGUCGCACAAGCCAUCGCUAAUUAUACGGCUACUAGCUCCGAACAACUCUCCCUAACCAAAGGCCAGCUCCUAGUAGUCCGCAAGAAGGCGGACAGUGGAUGGUGGGAGGGGGAACUGCAGGCUAAAGGGCGGAACAGGCAGGUUGGGUGGUUCCCUGCAAGCUAUGUUAAGAUACUCCAGUCUUCAGGCCGGACUUCCGGUAGAACAACACCAGUUCUGUCCAAAAUGGACACGCUACCAUCUGAAACAGUCAUCGAUAAGGUAAUCGCACUAUAUCCAUAUACCGCACAAAACGCAGAUGAGCUAAGUUUCGAAAAAGAUGACAUUAUAGCAGUCACUGACCGCUCGCAAGACCCAGCGUGGUGGCAAGGCGAACUUCGAGGAAUGACUGGACUAUUCCCAAGCAACUAUGUUACGAAAUUAGUCAACUAAAUCCUAUGUUUAGUCGUACUAAUAUUGUAAUCUAUAUUAUUAAUAACUCUUAGUACCUAAUAACUAGGCAAGUGCUUAUAGUAAACUAUUUAUUAAUCAUUUGUAAUACCCCAAUCCCCCAAACCCCCAAUCUCUAAUCCUAAAUCCCAAUACCCCAAUCCCCCAAUCUCUAAUCCUAAAAUAACCCAAUCUCCAUUCCUCAAUCCCCAACCUCCAAUCCUAGAUCCCUGAUUCCCAAUCCCCCAUCCCCCAUCUCCAAUCCUCAAUCUUUAAUCCCAAUCUCCAAUCCUCAACCCCCAAUCUCCAAUUCAUCCCCAAUCCCUAAAAAGCCGGCAACGAUAAUUUAUUAGAAUAUUAAUUAGCACUAUUAUAAUACAUAUAAGUAAUAUAUUAUUUAUAUUAUUAAAAAAAUAUCACUUAUGCCCCGAUUCUUUGCUCCUAAGCGUAUAAAAGCACUUGUCUAGCGCAACAGUUCAUAUUUAAUCGCGCUUAUAUAAAACGUAGGUGAAGGGUGACGGACAAUAUGUAGGUACCUACCGACCAAUAACAACCAGAUGUAUGUUUUUUAUGGCAUUUUUAAGGGGGGA